CCUCCGUUCUCUUAAGCAUCUCCUCGUAACAAUUCUUCCCCUCCUCCCUUCCCAAAACCUUCUCUUCCUUCCUACUUCUUCUUGAAGAUUUGUAACCAUGCAGCCAGGUGAGGUUGCCAGCAUUAGAUAUGUUGCACCUAUGCACCCGCCUUCUUUUGGACCUCACUUCAACAUGGCACAGAACAGUAUCCCCUCCUUCCACUUUAGUAGUCUCUUUGGACCUUAUGCUAUGCAACAAGUCCAGACGAUACCUCUGAUCCAUGAGGUUGGCCUUCCCAGUUCGUGUCUCAGCAAUAACUCGACUUCAGAUGAGGGAGAAGAGCACCAACCGAGCCUAGCAGAGGAAAGGAGGAAGAGGAGGAUGCUUUCCAAUAGAGAGUCUGCACGCCGAUCACGCAUCAGAAAGCAGAAACACUUAAAUGAGCUCUCGUUACAGGUUUUCCACCUCCGCACUGCCAACCGCCAGCUCCUUGAUCAGCUGAACCACGUCAUGAGGGAUCGUGAUCAGAUCCUUCAUGAGAAUGCCCAGCUUAGAGAUGAAGAGUCUGAGCUCAGAAAGAAACUUGAGAACCUUCUGAUGGAAAACACUAGCAGUGCACCACUCACAUGAGAGCUAAAUCGAAAAUCCUACAGAUCUCUGCAUCCGCAAACCUGCUUUGCUGAGGGAGAUCUUUUUUAUUGUUCUUACUUGUUGUUCUCUUUUCGUUCUUCUUUUUUCCGUGGGUUAUGAAGAAGAUGAACAUCUCUCGAUCAGAACUGCACUUAAUUUGAGCUGCAUGAAGAAUAAAAAGAAAUAUUUUGAUUUUGCA
Messenger RNA from Elaeis guineensis (African oil palm), 809 nucleotides. Its product is annotated as basic leucine zipper 43. The record is from RefSeq and is a predicted model, not a curated record. Gene Ontology annotation, molecular function: DNA-binding transcription factor activity. Gene Ontology annotation, biological process: regulation of DNA-templated transcription. Lineage: Eukaryota; Viridiplantae; Streptophyta; Magnoliopsida; Arecales; Arecaceae.